AUGGCUUGUAAAGAAGGUGGAUCGGAGUUCUGGGGAGGUGGCAGAAUCCCUGGCUACAUCUUUCUUUCCAACAAUUGCAAAGGAGGAGGCCUGCACCCACCUCCAGAGAGACGCAGAGAGACGCUUAUAGAUGUUCAUGAGCAACAUAGGCUUCACCUUUGCCAAUGGGCACACCUGGAAGCAGCAGAGACGGUUCACCUGAUGACUCUGAGGAACCUAGGACUAGGGAAGAAAAGCCUGGAAGCCUGGAUCCAGGAGGAAGCUUGCUGCCCGACUGAGGCCUUUGCCAGAGAAAGAGAGGCUGCCAAGUGCCGCCAGAGGCUGCUCAGAGGCUCCCAGGCCGUGGCAGAAUUCCACGGCCUCUCCCGGCCUCAGGCAAAGGAUGACCCACUCUCUACAUUCAGUGAGACCAACAUGGUGCAAGCAAUCACAGAUCUCUUCAUAGCGGGCUCAGACACCACCACGAUCGCUUUAUGCUGGGCUCUCCGUGAUGGUAUAUCUGGAAGUACAAGAUUGAAAGAUGAUGAUAGUGGAGACCAUGACCAGAAUGAGGAGAAUAACACACAGAAAGACAGUGAGAAGGAAAAGAAUGAUCGAGAGAAACCACAGAGUACUACCAAGAGGAAGGCUGUUGUCCCAGGGCCAGCUGAGCACCCCUUGCAGUAUAAUUACACCUUCUGGUACUCCAGACGAACACCCGGGAGGCCUACCAGCUCGCAGAGUUAUGAACAGAACAUCAAACAGAUUGGCACCUUUGCCUCUGUGGAGCAGUUCUGGCGGUUUUACAGUCACAUGGUACGUCCUGGGGACCUGACAGGCCAUAGUGACUUCCAUCUUUUCAAAGAGGGGAUCAAACCCAUGUGGGAGGAUGAUGCCAACAAAAAUGGUGGUAAAUGGAUUAUCCGUCUGCGAAAGGGCUUAGCGUCACGAUGCUGGGAGAAUCUCAUUCUGGCAAUGUUGGGAGAACAGUUUAUGGUGGGGGAAGAAAUCUGUGGGGCAGUCGUCUCAGUCCGAUUCCAGGAGGAUAUUAUCUCGAUAUGGAACAAGACAGCCAGUGACCAGGCCACAACAGCCCGGAUACGCGAUACGUUACGAAGAGUGCUCAACCUACCUCCCAACACCAUCAUGGAAUAUAAAACACACACCGAUAGCAUCAAGGAUAAUUCAAGCUUUCGAAACACAAAAAUCACAUUGUGAGAACAAGAGUUGGCACUAAGCUCCUCUCUCCGUGUUGAAAGCACUGAGAGGUCUCCACCAGUGCCCUCCGACCUCUGAAGGGACUCAUGGGCCACUCUCUCGCACUCCUCCUUGGAGGAAGGAUCCAUCUGAAGCCCUCCAGCAGCGGUGACAAUAGAGGCUGAUUUUGUCAUACACAAACUUUUUUUUAGCAGUGGGGCGGGAGGCCAACCUUUCAAUUAGCAGUGUGCCCUUGGGGCCGCAUCUUGCAGCACUUUCCUCUCUUUCUCUACAUGGCAUGCAGGAUCUCUGGGAUUCUGCCUCAACAUCAGAGCCUUUUGCUGAGGGAUACCAGUAUUAUAAAUCUCUCUGCAGCUGGGAGGAGCUUCCCAGUUGAGAGUCAGCCCUAUGGUUUUCAAAUGCCCCCUUUCAGCUCUGCCAAUAAAUUAUUGGGUCUCUUUGUUUCU
Messenger RNA from Pygoscelis adeliae (Adelie penguin), 1643 nucleotides. RefSeq names its product eukaryotic translation initiation factor 4E family member 2 (gene EIF4E2). Gene Ontology annotation, cellular component: cytoplasm; eukaryotic translation initiation factor 4F complex. The record is from RefSeq and is a predicted model, not a curated record. The transcript is spliced from 11 exons. Lineage: Eukaryota; Metazoa; Chordata; Aves; Sphenisciformes; Spheniscidae. Bases 1 to 1197 code for a protein of 398 amino acids. Gene Ontology annotation, molecular function: RNA 7-methylguanosine cap binding; monooxygenase activity; heme binding. Gene Ontology annotation, biological process: translational initiation.